AUGGAGACGGAAGGCACAGAUGGUUUCUAUGCCCAGCCAAAAGAGCUCACCGCCGCCCAGCGGAAGAAGCUCAAGAAGAAGCUUCAAUUCAUGGAGCUAGAAUCAAAAAUCGCAGAGGAGAGAGAUAGUUCGCCGGACCUCAGGGCGGCGGAGGACCAGGACCUCCGACAGCAGCUUGCGGCAAUUGACAAAGCUGUCUUCAAGGUGCUGGGGGACGGGAACUGCCUGUUCAGGGCUGUUGAACACCAGCUGACGCAGGCCUGCGAACGAGGGGCUGAGCUGCCUGCACUAAGCCACGGGCAACUGAGGGAAAAGGCAGUGGAACAUCUCCGGACGCACAGAGCCGACUUCGAGGCGUUCAUCGACGUGCACGAUAGUAGCGCAGAGGGUGACGGGGACGCCUUCGAGAACUACUGCAAAAAAAUGGCUCAGGACGGCGAAUGGGGCGGCCAGCCGGAAAUAAAAGCGCUUUCAGCCGCGCUGGGUUGCAAGAUUGUAGUGCACGCGAUGGGAGUGCCUCCCAUGGAAUACUCCACGCUGUUCCGCGAUCCCAGCAAUGACGUCGGGCCUCUAAGAUCGCUCAGGGCACCGCCGACGCCGGGUCUACGUUACGCAUCACAUUUCACAAACACGCCUACGCCAUCGGAGGCCAUUAUAACUCUACAACUUAAGUACGAUCGUUAA
Babesia bigemina is the source of this 684-nucleotide messenger RNA. RefSeq lists its product as hypothetical. Gene Ontology annotation, biological process: protein deubiquitination. The transcript has 7 exons. The coding region runs from base 1 to 684 and encodes 227 amino acids. Lineage: Eukaryota; Apicomplexa; Aconoidasida; Piroplasmida; Babesiidae. Gene Ontology annotation, molecular function: cysteine-type deubiquitinase activity. The record is from RefSeq and is a predicted model, not a curated record.